GGCCCAUUAAAAGUUCAUUUUCGCUACGCCGCCAGACGUGCGCACUCGACGCACUAAAUUCUUAUCCGUUUCGUACGAUCAACGUUUUCGACCCUUUUUUAACAAUUGUUUUUAUAUUUUUAUUGUUUUAAAAAACAUUUUUAGAAUCUUUAAUUACUUCUUUACGUCUAUCAAGUGUUAAUUUUUUAAGUUCAUAGAACUAUUUUUCUAUUGUCAUCCCUUAGAACAUCAACGAGGAAUUAUUUUAUUGAACGACCGGAAAUGGACACGUUGGAAAUCACAAUAUCACGAAGGAAGUGAAAUUGAAAGACGAACGAUACAUUUAAGCUGUAAUGAUAUCUUAUUAGGCGCGUAGUGAAUCCUUACACAUUUUAUUUGAUUUUGCACCACAGUAACCAUGUCACAAAACAAUAGCCAAUCUCAAAGGUUCUGUCUUAGAUGGAACAACCAUCAAUCCAAUUUGCUCGCGGUUUUCGAUCAAUUGUUAACUAGUGAGGCGUUUGUGGACGUUACAUUAGCUGUUGAAGGGCAAAUGUUACGUGCACACAAAAUGGUUUUAUCAGCCUGUAGUCCAUAUUUUCAAACCCUUUUUGUUGGACAUCCAGAUAGACAUCCGAUAGUGAUACUCAAAGAUGUACCUUUAGUUGAUAUGAGGUCUUUAUUAGAUUUUAUGUAUAGGGGCGAAGUUAGUGUUGAUCAAGAUCGACUUGCUGCUUUUCUAAAAGUAGCUGAAUCCUUACGAAUUAAAGGUCUUACUGAAGUAAAUGAAGAUCGUGGCGAUCUACCAUCAUUAGCUUCUUCCCUACUUCAGUCUCACUCAUCAUCUCCGUCCUCUUCACCUGUACACAAUAAUCAAAUGGUUCAUGUACCUCAACUACAACGUAUACAUAAUCACAGUCCAAUGUCUUUAAAAAGGCCUUUGCCUUCACAUCCACUUCAUGAUCAACAACGCCAACAACUCUCCUAUCCAAUGAAUCCAUUAUUGGGAUCUGCUCUAACUGCACCUAAAAGAAAAAGAGGGCGUCCUAGAAAACUUUCUACUGGUAGUAAUUCACCUUCCAGACCCAGUGACAAUAAUAAUGAUGAUAGCAGAGCAUCCACACCAAUUGGCACAAGCGCGGGAAGUGGUCGUGAUCCACCAGAUUUGUUAGAGUUAAAUAUGUCUGAAGAAUCAGAAUCUGCUGCUGCUGCACCUAAAUACUAUGAUUCUCCCAAAGAUGAAAAUACAAUUGAGGAUGAAGAAAUGGAAGAAGAAUUUGUUGAAACUGAAAAUGGAAUAGUAAUAAAACAAGAGCCUAGUGAUCCAAUUCCAGGAACAUCUCAGGACUUAAGCACUUUGAAAAAAGAUCACGACUCUCAGUCCAGUUUGCAGUUAGACCAAAGUGUAUGUGAAUCUGAGCAAAUAUGUAGGUUGUCACUAGAAUCAAAUGGUAAAAAUGACUCUGACAAUAUGGCUAACAUUACUGGUCGACCAAUAAUGGAUAAAUAUUCUGUGCGUCAAUUUUGUACUCAAGAAUCUACUAAUUUAUUUAGAUGUAAACUAUGUCGUAAAACAUAUACACAUAUAAGCAACUUUUGUCGUCAUUUCCUUUCGUCUCAUCAUGGUGUAAGGCAAGAAAUUCCAUGUCCGGUUUGCUUCAGAAUGUUUACUAGGCGAGAUAAUAUGUUGACACAUAUGAAACAAGUGCAUAGACUAUCAGCUCCUAAAGUUUAUUCCACAAACAAUAAUGUAGGCCCUAGAUUCAAGUUUAACAAUUUGUGAGAUAUGAGUAACACAUUGUUAUUAUUGAGUGUCUUGACUAUCAAUCAGUAUUGGGAAUAAUAAUGAGGCAGACAUUAUCUCUUUUAAAGUACAUUUUUAAUAUAUUGUGCCAAAGUAAAAGUUUAAUAUAAUGCAAUAUCUUAUAUUUGAUUGAAAUUUAUUCAUGUUGUGUACUUAAUGUUCUAGAUUAAUAUUAUCAUGGGAGAUAUUAUAUUUUUUCUUAGGCAGUUAUUAUUUUAUUACAUAGUUUUGACUCGUCUCUUAAUCACUAUUAUUUGCUAUCUGUUUUGUAAAACUCCUUCCAAACUAACCCGUCCAAUUUCUUAAUUUUAAUCAAAUACUUGGGUUGUUAUUUUAUUUAUUAUUUUUUUUUUAAUAAUAUUGGUCAGAUAUACUAUUUUUUAGGAAUAAUAAUAAUUGUUAGGGAGCCCUAAUUAUGAGUAUUUUUUUUUUUUAUCUUUAAUUUAAUUAUCUUAACUUAUGACUAUAUCUAUUUAAAGAAAGCUUAAUUAUUGAUAAACCAAUAUUUAUCUAACUCAUGUGUAUAUUGAUUCUGAUUCUUACAUUAGUUAUAUUAUUAUUAUUUUAAAUUUAUCAAGUUUUUGUAUAAAGAUGUUGGUGUAAUCUAAUAUAUAUAACUAUAUUUUCAUAAUAAUUCAAAUCAAGCUCUUGUGAAACAUAAUUUUAGACCAGUAGAACUGUAUUUUAUUGUUUUUGUUUAUACCUAAUUUUUAAGUUGGGCUGUGUGUUUUCUUAGUCAAUUUGUUAUUAAUUCUGUCGUCUUGCCAUUAUAUUAUAAAGUUAAGUUUUAAGAAUAUAUAAUGUUGUUAAUGUAGAUUUGUUUACUUAUCUAUACAUAUAUUAAUUAUAUUUAUGUUCAUAAUUACUAUUAUAAUCUAUAGACUGCUAGAAUGGGUGAACUUAGUAAAUUAUUAGUUUAGUAAUCAACGGUGCUUUGUAACUUUUGGGGAAAUAACAAAAUGAUAUAUAUAUAUUUAUAUAUAUAUAUAUAUAUAUAAAUACUGAAUGCUAUUACUAAUUUUUAAUUGGCUGUGAAAGCUAAAAUGUUAGUAACAUUUUUGUUGUUUGUUUUUUUUUGGUUUGUUACAUCGAAUUUGAAGAAUGACUGAAUUAAUUAAGUAUCUUAUUUCAAUACAAUUGUUUAUUUUAUUUUUUUUUAAUUAAUCAAAUUCAUUAUUAUCAAUUAUAUGUGCCCUACAUUUUUCUCAAAUUAUAAGUAUAUGUUGACAAUUUUAUUUUAAUAUACUGGCGUUCUAUAAAAAUUUGUUAAACUAUUUAUGUAAUUAGUAAAAUUUUCUGAUAAAAUAUAAUGUGAUGUGUUAUUA
Molecule: messenger RNA, 3108 nt
Organism: Daktulosphaira vitifoliae (grape phylloxera)
Lineage: Eukaryota; Metazoa; Arthropoda; Insecta; Hemiptera; Phylloxeridae
Product: protein tramtrack, beta isoform-like
Exons: 7
Coding region: 398-1762 (454 amino acids)
Biological process (GO): regulation of transcription by RNA polymerase II
Cellular component (GO): nucleus
Molecular function (GO): protein binding
Source: RefSeq, a predicted model, not a curated record